AUGAGUCCGCAACAACCCUUACAGGAUCCUGCACAACAGAGAAUCCAUCAGCAGAUCGGUUUACUUUCGAGAACAUUAGUGCCGACACCGACCAUACGAUCCAUAAUUCCAGCACGAAUCCGAUCGCCGACGAAAGAUGACUAUAUCUGUAUAGGCCGGGACUUCAUCCAACUCUUUGAGAUUGAUGCCGAAGCCAACAUCACCCACGUUACGACAAAGAGUGACUUCGAUGGAGAGAUUGGUUCUGCCAAUGUCUUUGGCUACUUCGAUCCGUACGAGAGCGAACUUAGGAAAUAUCCCGAGAACACGAGCGAUUCAUCCGAAAGCCCCAUUGGCCCACAAUUACUGGCCUUCACCCUGAUCAACACCGAGCAGCUGUUCUUCCUUGCAGCUUCGGAAACUGAAGAUGGUGAUGUUGCAUUCAGAGUGUUGAGCGUACCUAUGCCUAUAUUCAUCAACCCGCCGCAAGUACACGGAAACGCUAUAGCGGUAGACCCCUAUUCUCGAGCUCUGGCUGUGGCGAUUGGUGACCAGAAGGUUUUCGUAUGUUAUGCUGAACAAGCAGAACUACUAAGCGCUGGGCAACAAAAAUGGGAUGAUGGAUACAUUCCUGUCUCUAGCUCUCAGACUAUCAAAGAAGUUCCUGGCACCAUCCUGCUGAUGGACUUUCUGUAUCCUCCAAGAAACGAUCCAGAUCGGCUCAUACUCCUCAUGAUUAUCUUGCAUGAAGGCGUCGUACUACCGGUAUGGGUCGAGUGGUCAAAGUUUGAGGAGCCCAAACAUGCGGUCAUCAAGCAGGGUCACAAAAUCUUCCUGUCGGGUGAAAUGCCGAAUAUGAUGAUACCUCUUAGAGGCAAUGCAGCCUUCGUCCUCGCUACCACGAGAGAAAUUUGGAUCUUUGAGAACAUCUUGACCACAUCCGCGGUUACCACUAAAUUAAUCAUUGAUCGUGAGGAUCCACCACAGCACUAUCCACCCUCUUCGUUUCACCCACUUUGGUCCAAAUGGGUACGACCCAGAAGAGAAAGUCAAUACGAUGAGGACGAUUACAUCUACUUGAUUUCCGAGGACGGCAAUGUCUACUAUCUGGUUUUUGAACAGGAGUCACCUCGUGAAGGUGUCGUCAUCAAUUAUGUCGGACGUCUAAAAUGUCACGUAGACUCGGCAUGCGCGCCAUUCGGAAAAUCAGACCAAGGCGAUGUCCUGGUGGUCCAAGGUGCGUCAAGCACAGGUUGUGUCUGGAUGACCGAGUGCCGUCAAGCUCCAUCCUCUGAUGCAGAGCCAAAUGGCGGCAUGCACGGCUUCGCCGUUUCUUCUUUACAGAACUGGUCGGAAAAUCUGGAUCUGGUAGCUAAACCAACAUCACGAAAGAGAUUGCCGCUGUAUUCGAGGGACGCUUUAUUUGCACCUAGUGGUCGACAGCCUUAUGGCCACAUCACAGAGCUACGGAUGGGUCUUGAAGCACGCAUUGGCGCUCACAUCGAAGGUCACGCUCCGUUCAGUAUCGUGUCGCAUGCGUGGGCUCUUCAUGUUCCAGAAGCGGAAGCUUUCUUCGUCAUUCUUUCCAGCCCAGGACAGACACAUAUUUUGUCGAUACCGCAGUCAUCUGAAGGAGACGAUCUACAUGAUCUACAUGCCAUGGAAAGCAAUGGUCUCGACAUGCAAUCUUCGACUCUCGCCGUGGCCAUGAUCGCAAAGAAUUGUGUCUUUCAAAUUACGGAGUCUGCAGUCUCGUUCAGUCGUAAUGGUCAGGACAGUUUACACACCGAGAUUUGGCCCGCAGGAUUCAAAGCUGUUGCGGCAGCGAUCGAAGUCGACAUUCCAUGUGCAGUCAUCGCACUAAGACGGGAGGGCAAGUCAGAAAUUCGGUUACUCACAAUCGAUGAUGCCGACGACGAAACAGUAUCUGUUUCAGAGCUUGGCAGACCUGUACAGACAGAGCGCGAGAUCAUAUCAUUGGCCAUCCACUCCACCCGGAUGUUGACGUUCGUCGUCGCUGGUGACUCCAGCGGAACACUACACAUUUUCAGAAUCAACCCCAGGAACGGUCUUGAACCUUAUAUGGAGCACGAGAUUGCUCAAAACUCUGAUCACUUGGACAACCUCGAGGCCUUGAACGCCUGCGAAGAUAUUCUUGUCCUUGGCGAGCAGAUGUCAUCGGAGAAGCCUGCCGAUCUUGUGGUUCUUUGUGGCUUGCGAGGCGGUUCGACUUACGCACUUGAACUACAAGUCGGUCUUGACGCUACACUACAAACUAAAUCUCAACGACACUUCAAUCUGGGCUUAACUACAGUCAAGCUCAGUUCUGGAAAGAGUCCUUUGUCAGCCUUUGCAACUUGUGGCGAUGGGUUCUUCAGCGUCGCCAUGAAAGAUGCUAGACUAGACGCCAUAGACAUUUCUGAUGUUUACCUAACAGAUUACCCGCGUAGCUUCCAGCAAGAGUCUAUUGCAGCUAUGACAAUGGUUCCAUAUACUGAUACCUCGACCUUGUCUGAGGCUCUUAUUGUCAUCUCGGGAGACUCCUGCUUCGUUACAGCGGUGUCCGGGAGGCGACAUAUCGUUCCAAACGGGAACAAGGUGCAUGGAUCACCUCAUACAUUGAUCGAAUCUAGGCCAUUCAACUGCAUGGUCAGCGCAUCUUCGUAUGUAUGGAAACGUUCUCCAACGACUAGGGCUGUGAGAGAUGUGGUUCAAUUCACCUCGAGCAAUUUGAGGUGCAUCUGGGAGACGGACAUCGGCUGGAAGGUCCAUUCGAUGGCUGAAUGGUCUUUCAGACGAACGCCCGAUGCUGCCCCACACGUCUGGAUCGCGGCUGCCGUGGGUCGAGCUACCAGAUCGAAGAACGGUAGGAUCUACUUGCUUCGACCUACAGCCAUGAGCGGAAGGUGCGACAUACAAGCCUCGCAGAUUAAGCAGUAUGACGCGCCGGUGACGGCAAUUGCUACCUAUGGUGACACGGAUAUCGUGGCUUGCUCCGGCUCAAAGGUAUACUUCCUACACUAUGAUACCGAAACAUCAAGAUUCGACGAAACAUGCAAUUUUGUCAUGCAUAGUCCGGGUAUUCGCAUUACGACAGCACCGCCGCACAUACACAUUACAACCGAACGUGACUCGACACUCACGCUUCAACUGAUAGACAAUCCAAGCAGCCCAAACUCGAAACUCCUGCGAAAUGUCGCUAGGGGUGAUGGAGCAAGACAAUCGACGAGCCACACCACUGUCAACGUCUCGCACGCCGAUCACACAACGUCGACUUUCAACCUGACCAGUACACUGAAUGGAGAGCUGGUCGGCUUGAGCGUCCCAGAUCCCAGCCAACCGCCCAGGAUCGCUACACAUGACACUCUCUUCACUGCAAAGCUCAGUCGCUCGGUUAUGCGCAUUGUUGAAGCCAAAAUCCGCCCGCCUUGGAAGCCUGUACACAGAGAUUGUGGCGUACUCAAGGAUGACCUUGUAGGCAUCACCACAGAUGGCACGGUAUAUGGCUUUGCCAUCCUCGACGAAAAGACUACGAACCGUCUGCGAUGGUUGCAGAGGCUGUGUCAGCGCAACCCUGAUAUUUGCCCCUUCACGUACAGCACACCGCCGACGGUCACACGAAACGGGUCUGUCAAGGCUAUACCAGUAGUACUGCCGCCUCCUGGCUUCGAGACUCCGAAUGACGGUGACAUCGGUGUCUUGAGGCGCAGAAGGCACAGACCCAGCGACAUGCACGUCGAUGGCGACUUUUUGGUCCGCUUAUUGGAGCACGAUAGUGUGCAACUGCUGAACUCGAUCCUCGAUGUUGAGGCCAACAAGAAGGUUCACGAUCCCAUCUCGAGCUGGGUUCGUGACAAUCUGGAGGCGCAGAAGGCGGAGGUUGAGAGAUUGAUCGCAGAAGCGAGGGCUGCUGUUGAUCGAUGGUGGUGA
This is a messenger RNA of Aureobasidium melanogenum CBS 110374, 3909 nucleotides long. RefSeq lists its product as uncharacterized. The transcript has 5 exons. The coding region runs from base 1 to 3909 and encodes 1302 amino acids. Gene Ontology annotation, molecular function: U2 snRNA binding; protein binding. NCBI's taxonomy places the organism in Eukaryota, Fungi, Ascomycota, Dothideomycetes, Dothideales, Saccotheciaceae. Gene Ontology annotation, biological process: mRNA splicing, via spliceosome. The record is from RefSeq and is a predicted model, not a curated record. Gene Ontology annotation, cellular component: nucleus; U2 snRNP.